This is a messenger RNA of Myripristis murdjan (pinecone soldierfish), 3999 nucleotides long. RefSeq names its product regulator of calcineurin 3 (gene rcan3). The transcript has 5 exons. The record is from RefSeq and is a predicted model, not a curated record. Lineage: Eukaryota; Metazoa; Chordata; Actinopteri; Holocentriformes; Holocentridae. Gene Ontology annotation, biological process: calcium-mediated signaling. Gene Ontology annotation, molecular function: calcium-dependent protein serine/threonine phosphatase regulator activity; nucleic acid binding. Gene Ontology annotation, cellular component: nucleus; cytoplasm. Bases 189 to 899 code for a protein of 236 amino acids.
ACGCAUCUGACAGCAGCGUCCACAACAUAAAGCGCAUGUUUGCUCUGUAUGAUUGAUCUAAAGCACCUGAAAACCUCACCUGCGUUUAGACUGAGUGCACUUGCAAUGGUUUGUUGUGGCCGCUUUCACUAACAGUGUUGGAUCGUGCCCAGCCUCUGUUGUCUACACCAGCCUCCUAAAGGCUCAAGAUGCUGCGAGAGAGCUCCAAGGCGUGGAGUAAUGGCUCAGAGGCCUACAGCAGUGAUCCGGAAGAGGAGGAGGAGGAGGAAGAGGACAUGGUGUUUGGGGAGAACGAUGAGGACGGCAUGGCGGAGGAAAUGAUGGAUCUGAGCGACCUUCCUACAGCCCUCUUCGCAUGCAGUGUCCAUGAAGCCGUGUUCGAGGAGGACAUGCACCGGGAGAGGUUUGAGGCGUUGUUUAGGAUCUACGAUGAACAGACGUCCUUCCAGAUGUUCAAAAGCUUCCGGAGAGUCCGGAUCAGCUUCAGCACCCCAGAGGCCGCAGCCCGCGCUCGCAUCGAGCUGCACGAAUCCGAGUUCAACGGCAAGAAGCUCAAACUUUAUUUUGCCCAGGUCCAGAACGGCGGCGAGGACAUCGACAAGUCGUACUUGGCCCCUCCCCAGCCUGUCAAACAGUUUCUGAUCUCGCCGCCUGCCUCCCCACCUGUGGGAUGGAGCCAGAGUGAAGAUGCCACACCCGUCAUCAACUACGACCUGCUGUGUGCAGUGGCCAAGCUGGGACCCGGUGAGAAGUACGAGCUGCACGCGGGGACAGAGUCCACCCCCAGCGUGGUCGUCCACGUCUGCGAGAGCGAGACAGAGGAGGACGAGGCGGCGCGGCCCAAGCAGAAGAUUGUCCAGACCAGACGUCCCGACGGGCCCCCCAAAGUCUUCAACUAGAGAGGCCCCUCCCCCCCGCGCGGCCCCCGACCGCCCCUUUACCCGCAACACACCUGCCCUCUCUCUCUUGUCUCUGCACUCACAGAGAGCGUCGAUGCCCCUCAUUUCAGUUCAACUACAAGCAAAACAAACCAACAAACAUUGCUCGAGACGGUGUUUGUGGGGAGCGUGGCGAUGGAAUGAGGUGGCUUGAAGGGGAUGGAUGAGAAUCACACACACACUCAUCACAUUCUGCGGACGGUGUGGGGAGCGGCAGGCGUCCCUGCCGCCACCCCACCAACCCCCCUCGUUUUCAGCAAGAGGGGUAGAAAUACCUGUCCCAACGCAGGCACCUGUCACCUAUCAUACACACUCAGCUCUCAUCGCUAGUCCUGCUCGGUAGUUAGUUAGCUCGUUAGCUUAUUAGUCUUACCUCUCCUUCCGUCUUGUGUGUACAGUAAUCUUCGGUUGAGGACAUACAAUACCUCAAAGAAAGACUUUUUUUUCCUUUUUUUUAAUGAAUUGUGUUUUUCAGGUUAUGUAUGUCUCUUUUAUGAUUGUUUUUCUCUUUUUUUUUUCAUUUGUUUUCAUAUCUGCUGGUUUGUUGCUUCAGCUUGCUCAGCAUCAGGAUUGACUGUGUGAUGUUCCCGCUCUUGUCUGCAUGUAUAUACUGUGUUACAAAAAAUACUUACAGAAACACAAAUACUAACAAGCUAUAUCAAGAAAAAGGAACCUAUUUAACAUCACACACAGCACGGAGCGCCAUAUGUAACCAACAAAAGUCGUGGUGGUUGUUUGACUUGUUAUUUUUUUGCUCUUUUUCGCUUUUGUCCUUUUUUUUAUUUUAUUUGGAGAGGUGUUGUUUUCUGCUGAACUACUAGAUGUGUAUUCUUAAUAUGUAUUUGAUACCCCAAACAAGUUUUUGCAUGCUUAGUUACUUCUGUAGUUGAGGAGCUGAGGUGUUUUAUAUUGUUGUUUGUGAUGACAGGGAAAUGGUAUGACGCUUUUUUGACGCAAAUGCAUAUCCCCACGCCGAGUUUUGAAGUGACAACUUAGGAAAAGAGGCUUGAAUGGGUUUUGUAAGAUUGACAGUUCUUUUCGAGUUGAUGGCGAAUUUGCAUCAGCAGCUUUUGUUGGGAUUUGAAAGAUCUGAGACAGUUCAUCCCCCUCAUCUUCUUAAAGGGGUUUGGGAUGAUGUUUCUUCUUCUUUUUUUUUUUUGGUCUUUUUUUCUGAUGAUGUUUGAUUUCAUUCACAUCUUUAAUGUCUUGGUUGUGUUGUUUUAUCAACCCACUUUCUAUGUGUCUGGUUUUCCUCGGGAAGCCGACUACUGCUUGUUUUGCACUGAGUAUCUCUCGAUAUCUCCAAGCGAUGACGGGGCUCUCUGCCGUCUCCUGUUGCGCAGUAGGAAAAUGUGCUGCUUCUUGGUGUAAAUAGCUGAGUAGUACAUCAGUGGAAAUAGUCCAUAAUAGAUUUUGUAGUUUACCUGAGAGCAUUUUUGCUGCGAAAAGGGAAAAAAAAAUUAGACAGCCUCAUGAGAUAUCAACCAAAGCACUCACUCACCUCACCUCAAAAAAAAAAAAGUGAAAUCACGUUGAUUUUUUUCUUACUUAACGACACUGACGCAUAUUGUUAAACUGAGCAGAGAGAAAUCGAGCAUAGUUUCCCCACAUAAUGUCAUUUUUUUGAUUUUGCAGUAUGAUUUUGGAACACAUACCCUCCUGCCUGAAAAAUUACUUACAUUGUAAGCUGCUCUACAAUGACCCUCACUGUAACAUUUGUUUUUUUUUUUUUUUAAUUUUCCCCACAAUCCUGUGUUAAAGCAGUGCGGAUCACCUGGUCAUUUUUCAUAGAGGUAAUCCAGUGUUUGAGAAGUAGUGUGACCGAGUGUCAGGAACAGGGCUUUUGGAUCUCAGCGGUGAGUCUAAACCAUUUUUGUCGUAGACAGCAUGAAAUCUAAAGACUUUUUUGCUAUAACAAUAUUAGUAAGCAAAAGACAAGUCUGUCUGCAUGUGAGCACUUUAUCGUCAGUGUUUUGUUUCCUGCACAUAAAAAAAAAAAAAACAGUCUUGCUUGAGAUAAUAAGGUAGGAAGCACAUUGUAUUACUUUUUCUACUUCUUUCUUUCAUUGUUUCUUUUGUUCUCAAGCUGAACACCUGGUUAGCCUUCUCACCAGCAUAUUGCAGUGAGUGAAACACUCGAAUCGUCUCAUGUCCACUUCCUUUUGCUAGUGUGUACCUUGGAGACUUUCAGGCCUUUUGGAUUUAUGGCGGUGUACUAUUGACAAGGUGUAGACAGGUUUGGGAGGGAAAAAAAUAAAUAAGGACACAGAGUAUUUUAAGAUGGGACGUGGAACGAAAUCAGUGUCUUUGUUACCAUGUUUGUCCUUGAGACACAAUCACGUUAUUUUCUGGGAAAGGGAAACGUUUAUUUUCCAAACGCACCACAUGGGCAGAGUGCACUUUUAAACACUCUAUUUAUUAUAGCGGAUCGGUUAAAGUGGAAAGAGCAAGAGGCAGAGGAGGAGGAGGACAAGGAGGAAGAAGCGUUAAAUGAAGAUUUUUUUUCAUCGCCUGUGGUCAUGGUAUUUGAAACUGGGUGCAGUCGGUCACAGUUGAAGAGAAGAUGUAUAUUUAUGUACAUAUGCCAAGUGUUUUUUGUUGCUGAGGCCAGUCCCAGUGUGCGGUUUGUUACGGCUUCUGUUUAUGUUGUAAAAACAAAACAAAACAAAAAAAAAAUACAAAAAAAUACAAAAUUGUACAAGUCCUGAAGUUGCUCGAUCAAAACCAACUCUCAUUGUGUCGUGUUGAACAUGGACUCUGUUUGAAUGUUUUCUUCUUUUGGGGGAAAGUCUACUAAAAGGUCAAUAAUACCGUUUGUCACUGUUGUACUGUUUCUGUUGAAAUAUGAAUAUUGUGUCUUGUACUGUAGAAAUCCAGAAAACAAAGUAGCAAAACAAGCAAUAAUUUACAGUUCUAUAAUACCAGUAUGUGUAUUUUCAUGUUCUGUACUUAUUUCUCAGAGAUGGUCUCUGUCUCUUAACAGUAUCCGCUUCUAUUUGUGUAGUACAAUAGUCAUUUGUUUCACAUAGAGAAAUACAUAAAGAAUUAUUCUUAAAAACCA